AUGUGUUUGGCAGGUUUCUGUGUUUUUUUCUCCUUCCUCUGUCUAAAUGCUUUUCGUCGAUUUCUUGCGAGUGCUGUUCUGGCUCAGGUAAAGAGCGCUGCUGGUGCAAGCUGCGAUCAGGCCUGUGCUGCCCGCGACGGAUGCAACGAUGAGGCGUGGCCGAGCUCUGAGGAGGAGUUCCACGAUGCAGCCAGGCUUGCAGGUCAAGUCUGCGAGAGCACGCAGAGUGGUGGCGCAAAGUACGACCCCAGCACUGACGGCCACCACUGCGGCUGGCAGGGGCCCGAGGACAUGAACGGGGAGAAGAGAGCCGGUGAAAAGACCGCCCUUCGGCGCACAUCGACUCCAGACGAUGGGAAACAGACCGGCUGCGGCAUCGAGUGUACUGGUAUCUACUUCACAUCGGCACGCAGCCAAGUAAAGAGCGCCGCUGGUGCAAGCUGCGAUCAGGAGGAGUUCUACGAUGCUGCCAAGCUUGCAGGUCAAGUCUGCGAGGGCACGCAGACUGGAGGAGCAAAGUACGACCCCAGCACUGAUGGCCGCUACUGCGGGUGGUCAGGGCCCGACAGCAUGAACGGGGAGAGCCGAUGUUCCCAAUCGGGCGACUCCGGCACAUACCGCUUCUGCCCCUGCAAUGCGGACAAGGAGCUGUAG
This is a messenger RNA of Symbiodinium natans, 654 nucleotides long. NCBI's taxonomy places the organism in Eukaryota, Dinophyceae, Suessiales, Symbiodiniaceae. The record is from the annotation of a GenBank genome assembly.